UGACCGCUACUGAAAAUUCCAUACAUUCUUCGACCCUCUGUGUUUUACUUAUAUUUUUAACGAAAUACGUGGAAGGAUAUAUAUUUUGGUGUAAAGUUAAUAAUCUCGGAAGUUAUAACGAAGCUGCUUCCUGUUACCUAACUAUCAUGGAAAUAUCUAUCAUAAAGUAAAAAAUAAAAAAAAAAUGAAUUUGCAACGGGACACUAAAAUUGACCUUAGCGGUCCAACAAUUCCAACAAUAUUUAAAUCUAAUAAAAUAGAUGCAUGGAAUGAUAGCGACUCAGACGAAAAUUUAGAUCAAUCAAUAUCACAUAGGAAGAUUAUAAGGAGAUGGAACCAGCUCUCGCGUUUGCAAAGGUCAUUGAUUUACGUGUUUUUCACUGUAUUAUUAACAGUGGUCCUCGUAAUCCUUUGUUUACCGAAACCAACCUCAGAUGUGAACAAGAUAAAAAGGAAACUCGAACAGGACGCCUUGAAAAAUGUAUCACAAGCCAAAGAGCCAGCGAGUAAUUUGGAUCAAGUGAAAAAGGUGAUAUACGACAUAGAAGUAAAUGAAAGGCCCGUCUUCUCAGGCCCCGGUAACGCUCGCCAAUUCGCCGUGGUUGAAUCAUUCAAGCACGCAUGGAGGGGCUACAAAGAACACGCCUGGGGUCAUGAUAACUUGAAGCCAGUUUCUGGAAUGGCGUACGACUGGUUCUCGCUCGGACUCACCAUUGUAGAUAGCCUCGAUACAGCAUAUAUUAUGGGAUGUAAUGAAGAGUUCGAGGAAGGCAAGCAAUGGAUUAAAAACGAAUUGAUCUUCACUAAGAACAAAGAUGUGAAUUUCUUCGAGGUGACCAUUAGAGUUCUCGGCGCUCUGCUCACUAACUAUCAUUUCACAGAAGAUACACUUUUCCUAGAUAAAGCUAAAGAUCUCGGCGAACGCCUCAUGGCUGCUUUUUCAUCUCCAUCUGGCAUUCCAUACUCGGAUGUCAACCUUGGCACACGAACAGCACACGCGCCUGAGUGGUCGCAUUACAGUACCACCGCUGAGGUUACCACCGUUCAGCUGGAAUUCCGAGAGCUGUCCAGGGCCACCAAUAAUCCUAUGUUUGAGGAUGCAGCCACGGCAGUAUCAGAGAAAAUUCACCAGUUACCGAAGAAGCAUGGUCUCGUACCGAUAUUCAUAAAUCCAAAUACCGGUCACUUCUUACCGCAUGCCACAAUCACUCUCGGUGCUAGAGGAGACAGCUACUACGAAUACCUACUGAAACAAUGGUUGCAGACCGGAAAGACUAUUAAUUAUUUACUUGAUGACUACGUGACCGCCAUAGAAGGUGUCAGAGAAUAUUUAGCAAAGCGGUCUUCACCCAACAAGCGAUUAUUCAUUGGUGAACUGGCGUCUGGCUCAGAGGCAUUCAAUCCUAAAAUGGAUCAUCUUACCUGCUUCUUACCUGGAACUCUGGCACUGGGUCAUGCCAAUGGCCUACCCGGUUGGCACAUGACAAUGGCCGAAGAACUACUGUAUACUUGCUACUUGACCUAUGCGGCUCAUCCUACAUUCUUGGCACCAGAGAUAACACACUUCAACAUGGUCAGUGCAACUGAUGAUAUGUACACAAAGACAGCAGAUGCACAUAGUCUUUUACGUCCGGAAUUCGUCGAGAGUCUGUGGUACAUGUACCAAUUAACUGGUAAUACGACCUACCAGGACUGGGGAUGGCAGAUUUAUCAGGGUUUCGAGAAAUAUGCCAAAGUACCAAACGGCUACACAUCACUCGCGAACGUGAAAUCAGAGAAACCUAUACCAAGGGACAUGAUGGAAUCCUUCUUUAUGUCUGAAACCCUCAAGUAUCUUUACCUGCUGUUCAGUGAAGACAGGUACAUCAUCGACCUGAACAAAUACGUCAUCAAUUCCGAGGCUCAUCCAUUGCCCGUACACAAGAACUAAUGUAGAAACAUCCGGGACCCAUUUGAAAUGUACAGGAUUUCAAGGGAACAUCUUAAGUGUAUGUAGUCAGUGUUAACAGUUAUUAUUCGUGAUUACUGUUUAUGUGAUUCAGAUUUAAAAAAUAAUUUUCGAAAAACUAAAACUUAAUUUAUUAUAAACUUUAAUCACAAUUUUGUCAUAAUAUAAAAUAUAGCUAAUCCAAUUUAUUAUACGUAAAUAGUAGAUGUCGUCAGUAAUCGAUGCUUACAAUAGAAUAGGGGUCCUGAUAGCUCAGUAAUUGGCUCGUCUAACAUUUUAAUCAAAAUCUUUCUUCGUAAAAAUGGCUUACGAUAUACAGAGUGGUCUUAAACUUAAUGAAGUCCAUUACUAUAUAAUUCGUACAAAUUUAAAAUAAAAUUUCAGUAUAGAACACAGCAAACAUCUGUAUGGCUUAAAAUUAUUCUUCAUGAGAUGCCAUAAGAAGUUACUUCGAAUUCCAAGUACUUAAUAAAUAAUAUUAUUCAAUAUAAAUAUUUGAAAUGUUUGCUUUAAUUAGCUGGAUUGCAUUUCGUUAUAUUUUAACUUUUCUAUUGAGGUGGAUCAAUGUAAAUGAGUCCUGAGUGCCAAAAUGUAUUAAAACUGCACGAAAAGGUAGAAUUAGCUGUCACCUAAUUAAAACUAUGAUCACCGUGAUGUAUUUUUUGUUUUGAUACAUUUCGGCGCUCACAAUCUUCAUAUUCUUAAUAAUACAUUAAGAAUAUUUCAGUUAAUUAGUUUAAUAUAUAUAUUUAUAAUAUAAUAUUUACAAUACAUAUAUUUAGUUACACUAUCCUCACAACUAACUUUUUUAAAUUAUUAUUACUAAUUUUGUCAUAAUGUUAGCAUAUUCACA
Messenger RNA from Vanessa atalanta (red admiral), 2801 nucleotides. RefSeq names its product endoplasmic reticulum mannosyl-oligosaccharide 1,2-alpha-mannosidase (gene alpha-Man-Ib). Gene Ontology annotation, biological process: N-glycan processing; carbohydrate metabolic process. The transcript is spliced from 13 exons. The record is from RefSeq and is a predicted model, not a curated record. NCBI's taxonomy places the organism in Eukaryota, Metazoa, Arthropoda, Insecta, Lepidoptera, Nymphalidae. Gene Ontology annotation, cellular component: membrane; endoplasmic reticulum. Bases 185 to 1930 code for a protein of 581 amino acids. Gene Ontology annotation, molecular function: mannosyl-oligosaccharide 1,2-alpha-mannosidase activity; calcium ion binding.